AUUGGCUGUGACGUCUGCCACCCCGUGGUGUGCACGCAGAAGAUGAAAUUUCUGCUCAAGGAGAUCAGGCAGUGCCAUAUUACAUGGGUUUGAUGAUACUUCAGUAUCCAAAAUAAAUAUUUCUUGAUAAUGGAUGUGCUUGAGUUUACAGAAAAAGGCAGUCCAGAGGAAAGACAAGUCUUAGAUAUUGUUGAAGGUGGCUACCUAUAUCAGAAGAAGUCUAACUGGGAGGUUGGAAAAGUGGCACGUGUUUAUAAUGAUAAUCUUAUGGAGAUUUUCCAAUCCAAGAAACAGGAAAUGAUUGCAGAGGGCUGUAGUCAAUGGCAAACAGAAGAGUGGUAUGCAUUUUCCAUUGAAAAGAAAUCUGUGGCUACAAAGAUUUGCACAUAUGGAUUGAAAUCUAGACAGAGCAAUCUGAAUGGAGGCAAAUACCUAUUAGGAGAUCCUACGAAAGGAGUCACGGUGUACAAGUAUUCAGAUGUGUGUCAGGGUUGGGCAGAAAUUCAAAGAUAUUCCGAGCCAAUAUACAUGGUGGUGUAUAAGAUAAUGUUAGGUAGGGCAAAGUAUGUUGAUGUAAAUCCAGGAUGGACGUCUCUGGACUUAGUUCAACCAACCUUGGGGUAUCACAGUCACAUCCCUAAAAUCAAACCUUCCUGCAAUGAUAGGCUUCAGGAUGCUGUGAAUAAAUCCAGGAUUUACCUUUAUGAGUUUUGCGAGCAAAAAGGUUUUUCAAGCUGUCCCAGCCAUUGUGUUCCAGUAGCACUUGUGGAAUUCUGGCAGUCCAGCAAAACAGAAGCAGCCAAGGCUACCUUGCAAAGAAGCCGCAGCUGGGAUAACAGUUUACCAUUCAACAAGAAAAUGCCUGGCAAUAAACAUAAAAGACAAGGAUCUGAAGAAACUGACCAGUUAAGUAGAUUUGGGAGGAGAAUCAUAGAAAAAGUUAAUACAAAAAAGGCAGACCUUGUGAAAAAAGAGUUUUCAGAUACAAGCAGAUGUGUGUGGAAGAAGAAGACGAAUGUUGUAGCUGAGCAGAAGUUGAGUAUCAGCAAUGAGGUUAGUGAAAGUCACAAGAAAACCCAAGAGGAAAAUGGCAGGGAAUUAUCUCAUUUCGUAGAAUUAUCUCAUUUCUACCAAGUAGUCAAGUCAAAGAUUUCAAAAAAGAAACAAAAGAAUAAAGAUCAAAAUGCAAAUGCAAAUGAAUCAAGUGUAAAAUCAGAGAAAAAGAAAAGGAGGAGGAGGAAGUCUAAAAGGGAUGCAGAGCAGAACAGCAAUUUGGUCAGCAGUACAACAGAAAUUGAAGAAAUGAGAAAAAAAGAAAUAAGUGAAGAGCAGCCUUCAGAAGUGAACAACAACAGUAUGAAUACCAGUCCCUGUCAAAAGCUACCAAAUGUGCCAAAUACUGGGAUUAAAAGAAAGAUGUUUCGAUCAUUAUCUGAGCGUUUUGCUACCGUUCACCAGGAAUGUGAAGAGGCUGAAAGCAAUGCAGCUUUUCUAGCUUCUCUGAACAAGAAAUUUGGGGACACAAGUGGCCUUUUACCAGCCAAGGUAGCUAAACUUCACCCAGAAAAUACUUUAGAGCAAAGAAAGAAUAAAGUGCAGAGGAUAAACAAGAAUGAAGAUGUAUUUUAUGACACAGGUACUUCAUUAAAACAGGCAGACACACAAAAUUUUCAUAAUGUGGAUAAAAAAGGUGCUGUGGAUGUCCAAUCAGCCCAAAAUUUGCCAAAUAUUUCACUCCCUGAUCAAGUUUCUGCACAAAUACAUUCCAAAGAUAGUAAAAAUGUAGUACCUGGCCAUUCAAAGGAUGGAAUAAAGGAUGUCAAAGGGACAAUUGGAUCAGUUCAAGGUAAAAAACAACCAUAUGCAGAAUGUCUGAAAAUGGCAAAACCUGUGGACCAGGAAGGUCAGAAUCUUGCCCAUAAAGUUGGUGUAUCUAGGCAUCUUUUUUCUGACAGGCAAGGUAAAGAACUUGGAGACACACAUGGUAAGUCACUGCACCAGACUUGUGGACAAAACCAAGGUACCGGUUUUACUAAAAGAAGAAAGAAGUCCAGAUGUAGAAGCCAAACAGUGGAUGUGUUUUCCAGGUCGCAUCAGGAGGCUUUGAAAGCAGAGGAGGACCAGAUGUUUGAAUGGGAGAUGAGUCUGUAUACAAGCAAUACAAGAUUUGAUCGAAAGCCUCUUCAUAUUCGUUCUGUAUCCAGCAAUGGGCAUGUGUCAAGCCAGGGCCAGACUGAUUUAGAGUUGAGGUCAAAGGGUCCAACAGCUCCAUCACCAUCAACAUACAUGGCAGAACAAAGAAGGGAUUUUGAGGAACCGCCUGUUAAAAAUUUCGACUGGACAUCCAAUAUGUACCACCCUCCUACUAGUCGACAUACCCCACCUGAUACAUCUGAAAGAUGCCUGGUUACAAAGUUCCCAAAGGAACCAGAGAUAAUUGUGAAUCAUGGGUUGCAGACACCUUCAAAGCCUAAACAUGUUCCAAUGGCAGAAACCAGCAGGCAAUAUUCAGCAUAUUGUCCACCACCUACGAGCAAAUUGGAGAGGUCGCAGAAAGAUUUGGAAGCACCUGAAAGAAGAAACUAUCCUGGACUGCACACUCCACCCCUUGUAAACAACAAAUCUGAUGACAGCUUGGUGAUGCUGGAGCAUGCUGGAAAACAUUCAGGCCUGCGUAUGCCACCUUCUCCAAGAGCUGGUCCAUCACAAAGCUCUUUGAUGGGUCAGUAUGGGGGAUUAAGAAAACCUCCAGGAUGCAGUGACCAACUCAGUGGGGGGCCAAGAAAGAGGACAGCUCCAAGAUAUGAAGUGCCUGAGCAAAUUUUUAAUCAUGAAACCAUUGUUCAUCGUACAGACCCUAGAAAUGUGGCAUGGGGGCAAAUUUCUAAUCCUGAAAGCACAGUCAAACCUAAUGCUUGUGAGGUAAAUUAUGGAGGAUCAGAGUCUACAAUAGGUCUGCUGCUUGAACAAAAGAAAAAUGCAAAGUCUGAGGCAGAUCUAGCUGCCAUACAAACGACCAUCAAUAUCCUGCUUUCAAGUCUCCAGGAGGGCAUGCAAGAAGAGGCCCACACUGGGGACAAUACAAAUUUGGAGGUGGUGGAUAUGGAAAUCUCGGGCUCAGAAUCUGUCAGUUUAGGUUAUGAUAAUCAAUCUAAUCUUCACCAGAUAAGUUCCCCUGUCCUUGGAAAUGGUGGCAACCAACAGGAGGAUAAAAAUCCCAGCAGAUUAUUCAGUAAGAAAAGUUGCACAACCAGUGGUGUGAAUCCCAGUUUACAAAUUGGCAAUUUGAAAGAAAAGGAGGGCACAGCAGUGCGGAGAACAGCACCAGAGACUGCUGGUCAGUUCCAUGGACGCACGCUGCUGAGGGGCAAGGAGGUCCCUCCAAGGUACAUUCCACUGAAAGCAAAAGGGGAGUGUAAACUGGCAGAUCCUAGAGCUGAAGUAUAUCCCCAGAGAGAGAAAUGGAUCCCUCCAAAUUAUCCCAAGAAAUCUGAGGUGUUUUCCGAUGAGGUGAAUACUUCUGAUGCCAAGUGUGGAAAGGUUGAUUCAGAAACACUGUCAAACAAAGAGUCAGAUAAGGAACCACGGAGUGGUAGUGACCUGAUGAAAUUCCUAAUGAACGCUCUACUUGGAAAAAAAGCAAUACCAAAGUCGGAUCCCGAGUCUAAAAUUCCAAAUGAUGCUGUGACUACAACUGUAUUACAAUUCCCAGGUGAAAAUAACCAAGAGUCAACUGCCAUAAAUGAUGACAAGCAAUUAUCUUCAAGUAAGUGUGAUCAGAAAGAGUGGAAGGCAGAGGAAAGAUUCAUUUCCACAUUACAACAGGGAAAAAAACCUUUCCAAUCCUGCUGUGAAAGUGAAGAAAUGAUUAUAGAUUAUUGUGGACAAGACGUGGGCUUGCCGCCAAAUCCUCAAAUGAGCUUCUUCGGAAGAGAGAAUGAACUGUUCAGUAUGUUAUCAGAUAGGAACACUGAUGAACAAAAAUAUUUGGGUACUGAUGUUCCACAUAGAAAGAAAUGUGGUGAAAGUCCUACUCCAAAGGGUCAGAAGAUACAAACUGUCGUCACGUCUACCAAAUGUUUAACUCAGCAACCAAAUUCAUGUGGGAUUGCAGGCCAGGAAAAAUUGUCUGAGUUUGCUAGUGAGGCAAAGUCAUCAGCUGGCUUUUCUGGAGAGUCCAAAGUGCCUUUGAAAAAGAGCAGCACUGAGCCCAAAACAUGGAGGCAGUUGGAGAAUGUGGCUUUGCUUAAUGUUGGCACAUGCCAAUCAUCCUUUUAUGAAGUGGACUAUGAAAGGCAGACUGCAUUUCCAAGCUAUUGCCAGGUUGUGCAUCGGGAUUUACCAGGAAUGGAUGUUUGUCAAAGACCAGUGACAAUGCAUAUGCAAUAUAGCCAUAAUGAAAGGCCACUGGCACCAAGUUAUGAUGAUGCAAUUCUCAGCUACCACUAUACAUAAGAAACUCCGUAGCUCCAUUGGCUGUUACAAAUUGUUUGUUUGGUUAGGUAAUUUCAUGUGCCUUUUCAGUGCAGGUGUUACUUCUCAUCCUUGUACUGUAUCUCAUAAGACUGAUAUUCAAGUUUUUAGCCAUCUAAAUUUGCAUGUGUAUUUGUGUGCAUUUGUCCACUCUGUGUUGGUAAUUAGGCUUGUGUACAUGUGUUUGCAUGCAUAUCAUGGCUGUUUAUGUGUGGGUGCAUGCUGUGGCUCUGUUGUAUGCGUGUACUUGUACAUGUAGCUUUACUUAUAAUAGUGGUAGGCAGAACAUCUGAACAUUGGCUCCCAAUGUCUAGCAAUUGUGAGCAUAAGGCCCCAUUCAGAAUAGGUGACCUGAGUACUAACUGAUCCACUGACUAAAUGUGGCCAACCACACUUCAAAAGAGAGGCCACUGAUUCUUGAUGGUCCCCUGCCUCCACAUGGGCCAUUGCUGCAGGGGGCCUAGCAAUUAAACCUUGGAGCCGAGAUUUAAUCCAUUUAAUGGUGCGUGUGGAGUUGGGUAGGCCGUCAGGAAUAAGCGGCAUCUCUUUUGAAGUGUGGUCUGCCAUAUUUAGUCAGCGGAUCAGUUGGUACUCGGAUCAUCUGUUCUGAAUGGGGCCCAAGAUGUGUUGAAAAAGACACUUUAUAAAUGUUGGUGAAGGAGUUUUUAGUACACUUUGAUUAAACUGUUUUAGUAGUGCCAUGAUAUUAUGAUGGAGCCACUGCAUUCUCUGAUAAGUUUGUUGUUUAAUAAGCCCUUUGUAGUGCAAUUUGAGGAGUAGCAUACCUGCUUUCUUAAUCAAGUCUACAAGAAACUUGGUUUUGAUUUUAAUCAGAUCAUUGUAAUUACGUUUUGCUUUGAGAAGUCUAAUCAAAUGGACACAGAAGUGGACAUUUCUGUUGUUUCCCAAAUGCAGUUUUUUUUAAUCACCAGUGAUUCAGAAAUAAUUUUUAAACUGUAUAUGUGGCUUUUUUCAUUGCAGAGUUAGAAGGAAGUGAUAUAGAUUAGUUUUGUUUGAACCACUAGCAAAAAUUAAUUUAGUUGCCUGGGACUAAGGCUGUGUUCAAAAUAGAUGUUAGCAUACCAGCAGGAUCAGUGUAGCUUAGGGGGGGAUUCUAAUUGCCUGGCAUGCCCCCUUAUAACUUAAAGUGCUUGGGAAGAUUCAGGAAAAACUAGUGGUCCAUGAUAUUGUUCAUGUUGUCUAGGAAAUAGAAACCUGCUGAGAUAGAUCUGUCCUGCUUGUAUGAUAACUUAGGGUGCAUUCUCAUAGAUUUUAGGUCGAUCUAUCCCCGUGGGGAGUCUCACUAGAUUACUGUCAGAUAAUACGGCUAAAAUGUCCGUCAUGACUACUUCAAGCUGUAAGGGGGGUAAUUAACUUUUGUGCCUGCUCGGCUGACAGCUAUAUAGCGUGAACCCCCAGGGAGUUAUGUCAAUCUAGUUAAAUCGAUCUAUUUUCUGGGAAUGGGGUCUUAUUUUCUGAACACACCCCAAGUCUUCAGAGCAUUUAAUUGUUGGUUUUAAUUCAAAAGUGAAUAGAAGCUAAUAGAAAGGGGACUAAAAUGUUGCUAACUUGCAUUGAGAUGAUCAUAUACUGUAGAAAUAACUUUUUGAGGAUUCAUUGUUCUAGUUAUGAAAUUUGUACUAGCUAGUAACAUGUAAGGCAAUUUAGAUGUUGCCAUGAUGUCAACAGUUAAUCCAGUGAAGAGAAGCUCUAUAAAUCAAGAUUCUUUUAUAUUUUGUCUCUUAACCUGAACCUAACAGUGGUGUUAUAGUUAUCAAAAUGAAAUUUUAUGAUGGGCAAAAAGUUUUGACCCAUAUUAUUAGCUACUAGGAACAUUAUUGGUUUCUCCCACUCUGGAUGUGUACAGAUACGAUUGAAGUUUUUGCCACAAAAGGCACCCAAAUGCUCACGUAUAGUUUCAAAUAGUAUAACUUACAGAAAUAGCAAAAGAUAUUGUUUAUUGAAAUUCGGCUCCUAGCAUUUUUCAUCAUUGUAAAUGAAACCCUUCAUAAAUGUUCCUUCCUUUUUGGAAAGUACUUAAUUUGAUAAAAAAAAAACAUGCUUUCUAACGUUUUAUUAUUUUACCAUGAAAUCUUAACACACACAAAAAAAUACUGGUACAAAAAGCACAUAUAGUUAUGUUUAAGUACUAUGGUAGAGAUCAAAGCUGGUGUACAAAACGUUCAUUUACAAUGCAAAACUUUUGCAAAUUUUUUCCAGACCUAGAACUGUUUGCAAAUACAAAAUCUUGGGGCAAAGGUCUAUUAUUGGCAGAAGGAAACAGUGAAUGUAACUGCCAAGUUCCUGAAAUAUUUUUAUUUCAACAAUCUAUUCAACAGAAAGUUGUCUUCUUAAAAGUUGGAAACCACAUGUACUUCUUGAGUGGAAAAUGCAAUUUAGACCAGAUUAAAAUAAUUAAUUCAACAUUACAACUUGCUUAAAAACUUAACAUAUCAACUUUUAAAAUCCCAAGUUGAUAUCCCUGUUCUAAUAUAACAAAGGGCAUUUUAACAAGAUAUAACAUUUUUUUUUCAAAAACGGAAGACUAAUUCCAAAACCACUGAAAUGAUAUACCAGUACAUUUAACUUUAUGUAAAGUUCACUAAUGAGAAUAUUGGUCUUGGUGUGUAAAAUGAACAAAAGUCGUCAAUAAAUUUGGCUCACAUAACUAAAUUAGCUAAUGCCACCAAUGAGAGCAAUAAUCAUUGUCAAGACGAGCAUGACUUAUUCUUGGGGCUUGGUUAAAAGACCAAAACAAAUCUUCAAUAGAUUGCAAUUUAGAGAACUUUUAAACGUGACCUAGCAGAAUAAGACUCCUUUUGUGAAA
Messenger RNA from Lingula anatina, 7300 nucleotides. RefSeq lists its product as uncharacterized. Gene Ontology annotation, cellular component: nucleus. NCBI's taxonomy places the organism in Eukaryota, Metazoa, Brachiopoda, Lingulata, Lingulida, Lingulidae. The record is from RefSeq and is a predicted model, not a curated record. Gene Ontology annotation, biological process: synaptonemal complex assembly; regulation of double-strand break repair via homologous recombination; male meiotic nuclear division.